Molecule: messenger RNA, 1161 nt
Organism: Entelurus aequoreus (snake pipefish)
Lineage: Eukaryota; Metazoa; Chordata; Actinopteri; Syngnathiformes; Syngnathidae
Gene: eef1akmt1
Product: EEF1A lysine methyltransferase 1
Exons: 4
Coding region: 184-837 (217 amino acids)
Biological process (GO): methylation
Molecular function (GO): protein-lysine N-methyltransferase activity; nucleic acid binding
Source: RefSeq, a predicted model, not a curated record
GUGACGUCACCAUUCAUCGGCUCUUGGAGUGACGUCAUUACUCCGCGCCUCACUCACAACUGUGAUCUUUGCUCGGAUAUUUUGCAUUUUUAAACUUUUUUGUGUCAAAAGGAGUUUUUAGUCUCGCUCAACUCAAGUUUGUUUCGCCUCCAUAGUCGAAGAAGUCACCGACUGUAGUUGGGGAUGAGUGACAGCGACGAUGACGUUCCGACGCUGUCCGCGCACACUUUAGCGGCUCUGCGGGACUUUUACUCGCAACAAGACGGCAGCAGCGAGGCCGCUGAGGACGUCAACACCUCGGAUCAUUUUGCUGUGGGAGCGCUGGGAGAGGACUGGCGUCUCAGUCAGUUCUGGUACACGGAGGAUACUGCAACAUGUCUGGCUGAGGAACUGCUGCAUGAAGCUGGACAUGGAGGCAGGGUGGCGUGUGUCAGCACCCCCAGUGUGUACCAGAAGCUCCGUCAGAUGAGUGAUGCAAGAGGUGUGUCGGCGGUGCUGCUGGAGUACGACCGCCGCUUCUCCAUCUACGGCCAGGACUUCAUCUUCUACGACUACAACGAGCCGCUGGCGUUGGCGAGCAGCGUGCCGCCCCACAGCUUUGAUGUGGUGCUGGCGGACCCUCCCUACCUGUCAGAGACGUGUCUGAGCAGAGUCAGCCAGACCGUCAAGUUCCUCAGCAAAGGCAAAGUGCUGCUGUGCACAGGAUCCAUCAUGGAGAACCUGGCCAAACAGCUGCUGGAUGUCAACGUCUGCAACUUCCUGCCGCGACACAACAAGAACUUGUCCAACGAGUUCCGCUGCUUCGUCAACUACCCAUCAUGCCUGCUGGCCUGCUGACCACCGGCUGUAUCCACAAAACACAAAACCAGUGAAGUUAGCACGUGCAGAAUGUGGCUUGGCAUCGUCUCGCUGAAAUAAGCAGGGGCGUCCAUGGUAACGUUGCUUGGAUGGCAACAUAUGUUGCUCCAAAAGCUGUAUGUACCUUUCAGCAUUAAUGCUGCCUUCACAGAUGUGUAAGUUACCCAUGUCUUGGCCACUAAUACACCCCCAUACCAUCACACACUAAUCACUAAUACACCCCCAUACCAUCACACACUAAUCACUAAUACACCCCCAUACCAUCACACACUAAUCACUAAUACACCCCCAUACCAUCACACA